Messenger RNA from Juglans microcarpa x Juglans regia, 797 nucleotides. RefSeq names its product ARGOS-like protein. The transcript is spliced from 2 exons. The coding region runs from base 366 to 752 and encodes 128 amino acids. Gene Ontology annotation, biological process: positive regulation of organ growth. The record is from RefSeq and is a predicted model, not a curated record. Lineage: Eukaryota; Viridiplantae; Streptophyta; Magnoliopsida; Fagales; Juglandaceae.
AUAGCAAUAGUAAUAAUAGUGAUAAUUCAAAUACAGUGCUACAACCCAGAGCUCCAUCAAAAGGAAGGGGUACCAAUCCUCCGUUUCACCAUAUAACUUCCAUACCAUCUUCAGAAAUUAUGAUAUCAUAAAACCCACUUCUUUCUUUUUAUGCUUGUUUUUGUUUUGAUGAGUCUUUUAUGCUUCAGGCUACCACUAAACAGAUAGGAACUGUAAGAGGAGUUUGGGAAAAUUAGGGGGCUGAGAUGCAAAGGGUGCAUAAAGGUGCCUCUCUGUCUUGUUGCCUUGUUCGGAAAUUUUACUACCACCAGCAUCAAAGGCUUCAGCAGUUUUAUCAACAUUACAGGUGGCUAGGAGAUCUUUAAAUGAGAUUUGAACUUCCUGAGGUGGAUCUGAGAUUGUUGAAAGGUUUGAUUUGUUUACAAAAUCAUUCUGCAAGUUGCAUUAUGGAUGCGAGAUCAAUAAAGGUUCCUGGCCCUCUGUUUGAAGGAAAGAAGAUUGAAUACCAACGCAGCCUAUCACAUGGGAAGGGGAGCAGCAGAAGAUUGUUGGCUGCAAGUUACUUCAGCUUAGAGUCAUUGCUUUUGCUCGUAUGUCUCACGGCUUCUUUGCUGAUUCUUCCAUUGAUACUUCCACCUUUGCCUCCCCCACCAUUCAUGCUGCUUCUGCUUCCCAUAGGGAUCCUAGCUGUUCUUAUGGUUUUGGCUUUCAUGCCUUCUAAUGUGAGGGAUAUAACCUAUACAUAUGUGUAAAUGGUGUAAUAAACAUGCACAGCAGCACAUGCACCUUUCUCAUCA